AUGGGGAUCACCGACUUCUUCUCCGACCUCCUGAGCUCCGUCUCAUUCGUACAAGACGUCCAGGCCGAAGCUCCGGCAGACGACAAGGAGGACUCGGGAGAGGAAGGCGGCGACGACAAGGAUAAGAAAGAGGAAGACGGAGAGGGUGCUGCCGAAGGAGAUGACGGAGAGGGUGGAGGCGACGCAGACGAAGCUGACGAAGGAGAAGAGAAAGAAGGAGGAGACGACGACGACGAGGAAGAAGAAGAAGAGGAGGAGGAGGAAGAGGAAGAGCCAGUCGACCCCAAGCCCCGGCUAGAAGAGGAGUGCGCUCGGUCCGCCCAAUGCCAGGGCUACAAGCACCAUUUCGACGAGUGCGUCGAACGCGUCACGAAGCAGGAGGAGGACCCGGACUACAAAGGCCCCAAGGAAAACUGCGUCGAAGAAUGUAUGUCAUGUCCUGUCCUGUCCUGCCCGUGGGCAGCUCUUUUCCGCCUGCCUACCUGA
This is a messenger RNA of Cladophialophora carrionii CBS 160.54, 486 nucleotides long. RefSeq lists its product as uncharacterized. The record is from RefSeq and is a predicted model, not a curated record. Bases 1 to 486 code for a protein of 161 amino acids. The transcript is spliced from 2 exons. Lineage: Eukaryota; Fungi; Ascomycota; Eurotiomycetes; Chaetothyriales; Herpotrichiellaceae.